ACAGUGUCCGACAGGGUGAAUAUUAGCUUGGAAAGGAUUUGCGGAUUAGAAGCGACACACGAACACUUGUUGUUCUGUUUUGUUUUGUUUUUUCAUCAUACAAAUACAGUUUUUUUGGAGGACUCACGCAGCGUUGGGGAGAAAGGGAAAAACGCUCCGUCCGUUUCCUUGACAACGGAGAGUCAGCUGCUGACAACAAGAGGCCAGUCUUCCAUCUACGUCAUGUCCGAGUUUAGCGGUGAAGACAGGAAGUGGCUGGAUGCCCACUAUGACCCGGUGGCAGGGCUGUACACCUUCACGUCGUGCGUGGACCUGGCCGACCUGAGCGGCGACGGCGACAACGGUCUGGUGGUGGGCGACUUGGGCAGCGCCUCGUCAGCCAUGAAGCUGAAGGUGUACCGAGGAACGUCGCUCACCAGCGAGAGUGCCCUGCUGGACCUUCCCGCUGGCCUUGUGGCCUUCUUCAUGGACCUGCACGAGCCUCGCAUUCCUGCCGUGGCCGUGGCCUCCGGACCGUGCGUCUACGUCUACAAGAACCUGAGGCCUUACUUCAAGUUCACCCUGCCGGGCCUUGACGUCAACGCGCUGGAGCAGGAUGUGUGGCAGCAGGCCAAGGAGGGCCACAUUGACCACGUGACCUUGAAGGAGAUGUUGGAGGGCAUCAGGAAGAAGGCAGACGUGCCGUUGUCUGUGCGCUCGCUCCACUUCCUGUCUCUGGACGCCGAGCACCUGGAUGACUUUGUCCAGUUGCACAAGCAGCAAGCCAUCAAACGACAGACUGUCAUCACCUGCAUCGCAACCCUGAAGAAAAGCACGGCCGACGAAGACGGCGUCAGCUGCCUCGUCAUCGGCACUGAGAGCAGCCAUGUUUAUGUGCUGGACCCCGAAGCCUUCAUCAUCCUCGCAAAGAUGGCGCUGCCCGCCGCCCCCACCAUGAUGGACGUGACGGGACAGUUUGACGUGGAGUUUCGGAUCACGGUGGCGUGUCGUAAUGGAAACAUCUACAUCCUACGGAGGGACUCAGACAGACCCAAGUACUGUGUGGAGCUGUCGUCACACCCCGUGGGCCUGGUGAGACUCGGAAAGAACGUGGUGGUGGGCGCAACCGACCAGAGCCUGCAAGGAUUCACACAGAAGGGGAAGAAGCUGUGGAAGGUGGUCCUCCCGGCUGCCAUCUCCACCAUGGCAGCCAUGGACCUCCCAACACGAGGCUUCCAGGCAGUUCUAGUGGGUCUGACCAACUGCGAGGUCCAGCUGUACCGGGAGAAGAACCUGUUGAGUACCAUCAGGACACCAGACGUGGUGACCAGUAUUUGCUUUGGUCGCUACGGGCGUGAGGACGGGACCCUCAUUAUGACCACGAAGGGUGGCGGCCUGAUAGUCAAGAUCCUGAAGAGGACUGCGGCAUUUGAAGACAGGGACAGCACUCCUGGACCGCCAGCCGCCCAGAGCAUCCGUCUCAACGUGCCCAAGAAGACCAAGCUGUACGUGGACCAAACUCUGAGGGAGCGUGAAAACGGCGUGGCCAUGCACCGGGGCUUCCAGAUGGACCUGAUACGUCUGCGCCUCACCGCGGCCAAGGCCUACGCCAAGGCCCUGGAGUCCAGUCUGACCCCGAUGUCGUCCAGCCCCAGUGAACCACUCAAGAUGAAUGCGGUGGUCCAGGGCCUGGGUCCGUCUUUCAAACUCACCCUCAACAUGCAGAAUACGGCGGCCUGUCGACCCAUCAUGAACCUGGCCAUCGUCUUCCUGUUUGAUGAGAACCUGUACAGGAUGACUAAGCCCUACAUGAAGAUCCCACUACUGGUGCCGGGACUAGUGUACCCGGUCCAGACCCAGGUGGAGUGCACAAGCGACAAGGGCAUCUCUGACAUCAUCAAAGUGUUUGUCCUGCACGAGGCACGCAGCACACCGCUGCUCACGGCGCACAUCAACAUGCCUGUCAGCGAGGGACUCAACUGAGCAGUUCACACUCCCGCCGCCAGGGGGCAGCAUAAUCAUACAGAGUCUGCCUCCUGGUUAUAGAUACCUUAGCUAGAACCUUAGCUAGCUUUCCAGGUGAGACAACGGCAGGAAGUCCACCUGAACUCCCAUGGUGGCGCAGAAGCAUCAAGAUGGCCGCCAUCUUGCGCUGUUUGGCACACAGACGUUCUGGCGACUCAUGAAGAAUAAAACCCUAUAGGUUUCGUUGUUGAGCGUCGUCAUCAAUUGUGGAAUUAAACGUCAUAAACGCCAACUUGAAUGAAAUGUAAUAUACAUUAUUAUUGUACAAAAAUAGAGAUUAUCUAUGUCAGUGAAACACGGGGAAUCAUUGUUUUUAAUUGUUAGGCGUAAUGAAUUGUCAACGAGGCAUUGAGUUGAAAGCGUAUAGUGUCCACAGGGUAGCGCUGUACUAAACAUUUUUUUAAGUCACUGUACCUCGUUUUAUCGUUUAAGUUCAUUAUAGAAUGAAGAGAAGUCAAAACUGUCACUGUGUUUGCUCAAUACUUAUUUCCAUAAUAAAAGAGCG
Messenger RNA from Dunckerocampus dactyliophorus (ringed pipefish), 2509 nucleotides. RefSeq names its product Bardet-Biedl syndrome 1 (gene bbs1). Gene Ontology annotation, molecular function: smoothened binding; patched binding. Lineage: Eukaryota; Metazoa; Chordata; Actinopteri; Syngnathiformes; Syngnathidae. The transcript is spliced from 7 exons. The record is from RefSeq and is a predicted model, not a curated record. Gene Ontology annotation, biological process: non-motile cilium assembly; protein localization to cilium. Gene Ontology annotation, cellular component: BBSome; axoneme; centrosome. The coding region runs from base 223 to 1962 and encodes 579 amino acids.